AUGACCACCCCGCCCCCCGGGAACACGACCACCCCGCCCCCUGGGAACACGACCACCCCGCCCCCCACCCGCACGAACACCCCUCACUCCAGCAACCCGACCACCCCGCCCCCAACCAGCAUGACCACCCCGCCCCCCGGGAACACGACCACCCCUCACUCCAGCAACCCGACCACCCCGUCUCCCGGCAACACGACCAUCUCGUCCCCCGGCAACGCGACCACCCCAUCCCCCGGGAACACGACCACCCCUCACUCCAGCAACCCGACCACCCCGUCUCCCGGCAACCCGACCACCCCGCCCCCAACCAGCAUGACCACCCCGCCCCCCGGGAACACGACCACCCCUCACUCCAGCAACCUGACCACCCCGUCCCCCGGCAACACGACCAUCUCGUCCCCUGGGAACACGACCACCCCAUCCCCCGGCAACACGACCACCCCGCCCCCCGGGAACACGACCACCCCGCCCCCCGGGAACACGACCACCCUGCCCCCCGGGAACACGACCACCCCAUCCCCCGGCAACACGACCACCCCAUCCCCCGGCAACACGACCAUCUCGUCCCGCGGGAACACGACCACCUCGUCCCCCGGCAACACAACCAACCUGCCCCCCAGCACCUCCAUAACAACCCCAGCCCCGAUCCAUUUAUUUCUUGCCUUCCGCAUUGUGAACUGGAACUUCAACAACUCCCUUCUCGACCCCAGCACCAGUUACUACAAGGAGUUAUAUUCCAAAAUCGAGAUCAUGUACGACAAGAUCUAUGGCUGCCAAACGUGCCGGAAUGGGCAGAACUACCUGGGAUUGACUGAUCUGCGUUUCAGCCAGGGCUCGGUGGUGACAGAGUCCGUCCUGUUGUACCGAGUGAGCGACACCAGCAUCAGCGCCGACGACAUUGAGCAGCAGCUGAGACAAAGGCUGGGCAGCAAUAACAGCUUUGAUGGGCUCCAGCUGGACAGUAUCCGCGCCAACUCUGGCAGCUCUCCCCUGGCCACCUCGGCGCCAGCACCCCUGGUGCCUGGCUGGGGCAUCGCCCUGCUGGUCCUGGUCUGCAUUGGGCUGGUGCUGAGCAUUCUCCUCUUCAUCCUGCUGAUCGUCUGCUCGUGCUGCAGGAGGAACCGCGGGAAGCUGGAUAUGUUCAGCUCGCAGGCCUCGUACCAGCCCAUGAGCGAGUACCCCACCUACCACACUCACGGGCGCUUCAGCGCCCCCGGCAAGAAGCAGAACCCCUACAGUGACAUGGCCGCUGGCAACGGCACCAACGCCUUCUACGCCAACCCUGCCACGUCACAGAAUCUCUAGGGGGCCACCCCGAGGACCGGCGGGAGCAGAGCUCCCAGCAUGGCCCCGUGCUUCCUGCAGCUGGACUCCAGGGUGCCGGGCAGGGC
This is a messenger RNA of Chelonia mydas (Green sea turtle), 1391 nucleotides long. RefSeq names its product mucin-1. The record is from RefSeq and is a predicted model, not a curated record. Bases 1 to 1305 code for a protein of 434 amino acids. The transcript has 6 exons. Lineage: Eukaryota; Metazoa; Chordata; Testudines; Cheloniidae. Gene Ontology annotation, cellular component: apical plasma membrane.